UUGACAACCGAGGGAAAGUUCAAACUAAACACUGCUAACUUUUUCACAGAGCAGCGAUUUAAUGUCUAAUAAAAUGUGCCAGACGCUUUCUUUAUCAGAUAGAUGGACCCAGGAAAACAACUUGUUGGUAAACAAAUGGACGCAGCAAGAAGGAGGAGAUGCAGUGAGCCGAGACCAGAACCAGACCCAUCUGAGAUGGUGUUCCUCGGAGUUUCACAAACUUUUAAGGAAAAUCCAAGGUGUCCCUCCUCUUGCGGAUCACACACAGGUGGAGCUGACAGUGGUGUACAAUGCCUGUGUGUGCUCUGCUGCUCAGUCUCAGUUCUCAGAAGCUGAGCUGCUCCUCACUCAAGCCACAGAAAGAGUUCUACAGAUGACAGGAGAUGCUCCUGUUGCCUCAGACCCUGGUGUAUUUUGGAAAACAGUUCUCAAAUCAGUGGAAAACACAGCUUUGAAUUCCUCUCUACAGCACCUUCUUUGUCUCCAGUGGGCAAUAUGGCUGGCCACCUGUCAGCUGAAAACUAUCCAGGAAUGUCAGGAUGAGCUGUUCUCUCUGUUUGAGACACUAUCUCUUGGAUGUGGGGGUAACGGGAGGAGCGAGGCAAGGGGAAAGUCCUCUGACAUUCCACUGCUUUUGACGGACCCAAGACGGCUUAUUGAGUUAUUGCAGAUCUGUACUUACAUUGCUCAAGGUGCAGAAAGGUUGAGUGAGGGUCGUAUUUCAGAAGCGCUGUCUGGUCUGCAGACAGCUUCCUCCCUGCCUGCUCCCAGAACUCUAGUCGCAUACACACACCUCCUCUCAGGCUGUUGCCUCGCCCAUAUGAGCUGCCCUCAGAUGUCAUUGCAGUGUUACAGGAAGGCACUGGAGACAGACUUGCAGUGUGUAUGUGCUCUGUACCAGAGCAUGCUCAUCUACAGACAGCUUGGCAACACACAAGCUGAGAUACAAGCUCUUCGUUUGCUGCACUCAACUUUGAUGUUGCCCUCUGCCACAGAUCCUGCUCUGGCUAGUACUCAUCUCCUCUCCCCGUCCUUACUGCUCUGUGGCCAAUCACUAAACAGUCUGCUCUCAGUUCCUUCUGCCCUCUGUGUCCUUCACAAUCUGGCUCUGAAGUGUGUGCAACAUGGGAGGGUGUCAGAGGGUGUAGAAUAUUAUUUGGACCUGCUGGCUGCUCUUCACGCAGAAGAUCAACAUGGAGUCCACGCUGAGGUCCAUUCCCUUCCCAGGUUGCCCGAUCUUUACCUGGAGGCUGGCGCUGCCUUGCUCAUGGCCCAACGGCCCGCUGAUUGCAUUGCGCUGUGCGAUGAAGUCAUCAGCACAACACUGGAGCUGCUGCCAGAAAAGUUGCUGUUGGAAGAGCCAGAGGAGAAGUGUGAGGGUGCAGAGGGUGAAGGCAGGGUGGGGAUGCUGCUUUGGACCGGGGCUGCCUACCUCCUUCAGGGUCACUGCCACACUCACCUGAAGGACUGGAAACAAGCUGUGACCCACUACACAAGGUGCAUCAACCUGCUGGUGAAAGUACGGUUUAAAAAGAGAGGUUUCCAACCACAGAUCCCCAGUGCAGAUAUGGUUGGCAAACCGGGAACAGAUCUGUGCAUCCUCCAGAGGCUGAAGGGGCUUUCACUUGCUGGUAGGGGCAUCAGCUUCACUCAGACAGGUCAACUAAAAGAGGCCCUGAGAGACCUCCAACUCAGCCUGCACGCAUUCCCAGACUGUGUGGGUGCAGGGCUGUGGUGUGGUGAAGUGCUGUGGAGGCUUGGCAGGAGGCAGGAGGCAGUAGCUUGUUGGAAAAAGACCUGGAGCUUCAACACACAAUCCUCAUCAGAGAGUUUUUCUGUGUACCUACAGGAACCCCAAUCUGGCCCUUUGUUGGACUCCACGGAGCUGCGCCACAGAAUACAGGAACUUGGUCCUACCUUGUCAGCCUAGAGAGAGAAAGAAUACCCUAUCACUUACUGAACUGGAUCAACUUUCUCUGGCCUGCAAACUGAAACCCAUACCCACAACAAACAUGUAUCUACUUGGACUGUAAAAUACACCGUUUUUACACUGUUUGAGACUGAGAAUGAACAGUGUGGGUGGUAAACCUGACAGGUGGUUUAUGCAUGAAGAGAAAUUAAGAUUACUAGACAUGCUACGAAGUUGCCUGAUCAUUGGAAAUAAAAUGUGUAUUUUGGCCAGGCAAGAGUAAUCAAGACAGUGACUUUAAUAAUUGAUUAUGCUUGUCAAGAUAAAGCAUAAUACAUACUACUUAAGGAGAUACACACCUGCUCAAAAAUGCUUAUAUUAUACCGAUGUUUGUAUGGAUUGCUCCUAUGAAUAAAACAAA
Messenger RNA from Morone saxatilis (striped sea-bass), 2330 nucleotides. It is a transcript of the gene fancg, whose product is annotated as FA complementation group G. The transcript has 14 exons. Gene Ontology annotation, cellular component: Fanconi anaemia nuclear complex. The coding region runs from base 62 to 1930 and encodes 622 amino acids. The record is from RefSeq and is a predicted model, not a curated record. Gene Ontology annotation, molecular function: protein binding. Gene Ontology annotation, biological process: interstrand cross-link repair. Lineage: Eukaryota; Metazoa; Chordata; Actinopteri; Moronidae.